Molecule: messenger RNA, 2571 nt
Organism: Carcharodon carcharias (great white shark)
Lineage: Eukaryota; Metazoa; Chordata; Chondrichthyes; Lamniformes; Lamnidae
Gene: tmco4
Product: transmembrane and coiled-coil domains 4
Exons: 16
Coding region: 386-2140 (584 amino acids)
Source: RefSeq, a predicted model, not a curated record
CUUCAAAGGUAAAUUGCUAGCUUGUUUCUAUCAACUGAAACCACUAUUGAGGAUUUAAAAAAAACAGGGAAACAAGAUCCCAUCUCGUAUUGCCAGAGGGACAGAACAUAGGAGCCGAUGGGCAUCUGUGAAUUUGAAGGUCACAACCUACUCAUAAGGUUAAUGAACCACACUGUGAGCUGAAUUUUUCACAGCCUCAAGUUUGAGGAACAUUGUAAGAAGUUCCUGUUUCCGUACUGAGAUUUGCUAUGCUGCAGUUGAGUAUGCAUGCUCAAAACUGAAUGGAACAUUUCAAUAUGGAACAAUACCUGGAUCUCAUUAGAAGAUACCAGCUGAAAAUGUCCACACCACUGACCAGUUCAGAGCAGCUCACAGCCCUGUGAAGAUGAACUGCUCAGGUGAAGAGAAAGAACCACUGGAGUUGGUUGGCCGACUACUGAGUGAACCAGGAAGGUUUGCGUAUGGCGGCCUGUGUGGUGUUACAUUGUCAUUGUUGUUUUCCGAAGAAGAACACAGACAGUUCAGAAUGAAAUUUAUUGAAGGGCUUGUACAUUGGCUGCAGCUUUCAGAAUCUGUCUUGCCCGUCAUGGAGGCUUUUGCCAAUGGAAUGGGAGGCGAAGGAACAGACACAUUUGCAGACCUCCUGCUAAAAGAACUGGCUUUGAAGGACAGUCCAAUUCUAAUCACUCAGGACCUUGUUUCCUUUUCACUGAAAGAUGGAUAUUAUGACGCACGUGCAAGGGUCCUCAUUCGUCACAUCACAUGGCUCUUGCGAAUUUCGUUUGAAGAACUGGAGAUCUUUGAGGAAUCAUUGGUAGAAAGUCUGAAAGAACAUAAAGAAACAGAAACAGAGUCAGAAGAAUUUGAAAUUUCUCGGAAAAGGAAAGAUCGUAAAAAGAAAUUGAAGAGAUAUUUCCUUAUUGGACUUGCCACUGUGGGAGGCGGGACUGUGAUUGGCCUCACUGGUGGCCUUGCUGCUCCCUUUGUGGCAGCCGGAGCCGCAGCUAUUAUAGGGACGGCAGGAGCAGCUGCAAUCGGUUCCACAGCAGGAAUUGCCAUAAUAGCAUCUUUAUUUGGGGCAGCAGGCGCAGGAUUGACAGGAUACAAAAUGAAAAAGAGGGUGGGAGCCAUUGAAGAGUUUGAGUUCCUUCCUCUGACUGAUGGAAGCCAGUUGCACAUCACAAUAGCUGUUACUGGCUGGCUAUGCACAGGAAAAUAUGGAAGUUUUGAGGCACCUUGGCGAAGCCUGUUGCAGUCCAAAGAACAGUACUGCCUUGCCUGGGAAUCAAAGUAUUUGAUGGAACUGGGUAAUGCCCUCGAAUCUCUGCUGAAUGGCUUGGUCAAUAUGGUGGCACAGGAAGCCCUAAAGUACACUGUUCUGUCAGGUAUUGUGACUGCACUGUCUUGGCCAGCCUCACUACUGACUGUUGCUAAUGUCAUCGACAAUCCCUGGGGAGUCUGCCUCAGUCGUUCGGCUGAAGUUGGAAAGCAUCUGGCCCAGGUGCUACUGAGCAGACAGCAGGGCAAGAGACCAGUCACUUUGGUUGGCUUUAGCCUUGGAGCACGAGUGAUUUACUUUUGUCUUCAGGAGCUGGUUAAAGAGAAAGAUUCUGUAGGAAUUAUUGAAGAUGUUGUGUUACUCGGAGCACCUGUGGAAGGUGGGGCCAAACAUUGGAAGCCCCUCACUAAAGUGGUUGCUGGGAGAAUAAUUAAUGGCUACUGCAGGGGAGACUGGCUUCUGAAUUUUGUCUAUCGUAGUUCUUCAGUACAGCUGAAUGUAGCAGGUCUACAGCCAAUUGCCAUGGAUGACAGAAAAAUGGCUAAUGUAGAUCUUUCAUCCAUUAAUUUCCUUAGGGAUGUGUGUGUCUGGACCAGCACUGCUGAAGAACUUGUUCCAUUAUCUCUGCAUGGAGUCAGACAGCAGGUAAAUGGACAUUUAGAUUAUAUGAAGCAAAUGGACACAAUAUUAAAAGCUGUGGGUGUAAAAACCAAGGAAUGUCGCUUAGAGGAUACGUGGAAUAUUGGCUCCGUUUUUGACAUGGGUAAGAAGUGUGCAAAGGAAGGAGAAGCAACUAUAGACAACACAGAAAUAAGUUCUGCUGGAAAGAACGAGUCACAAGCGGCCAAUGCUCAGCCCUGAUUCUUUAUCAGGGGAUGAUCGUUUGGAGAAAAGCAAAUCAGCACUUCUCUCAUACAGAAGAUGCAUCACCAGCAGUGCAAUCCAUAUCUUCUUCUGAUAAAGACAAAACUGCUGCUCAUGGGGUUAAUAUAGCCUCUGAGUCCUUCAAAGACAAAGAGAGUUAACUACAAAUUGCAAAUGACCUAACAGCGCCGGGUCUGAUGGCAAAUAUUUUCACCAAAUGUAUUCAAAUUCAAGCAUAAUGGAUGGACACUUUUGAAAAUCUGAAAAAAUGAGUCUGAGAAUGAGGAGCUGCUUCACAUCAUGUUUGUUGUAAGAAGAAAUUGGACCAGUGACUGUUGCUUCUAUUCUGUGAAAAUCUUAGAGGUAAUUAACUAAUAUAAUUUAAUAUUGACCUGAAGUAAUAUUCAAUAAAAAGGUUUAUAACAUCA